Pocillopora verrucosa is the source of this 2093-nucleotide messenger RNA. RefSeq names its product cytochrome P450 3A24-like. Lineage: Eukaryota; Metazoa; Cnidaria; Anthozoa; Scleractinia; Pocilloporidae. The record is from RefSeq and is a predicted model, not a curated record. Gene Ontology annotation, molecular function: oxidoreductase activity, acting on paired donors, with incorporation or reduction of molecular oxygen; steroid hydroxylase activity; iron ion binding.
CAUGCAGACUGACUCCGCAGACUCACCUUAUCAUUGGGCAAUUCGAUACGGUCAAUUUACAUAAAUUGCGAUUUCAAAGGCUAUUGUAGUUGUAACUCACUUAGUUGCUCCAGUGCACGCAAAUCGGUUUCUGGUCGUCGCAGCAAUACGAGACUCACUAAAACGCUGCAACAUUCAACAGAAAGAGAACCUGAGCGAUGAACGUCCUUCAACAAGUUCUUCCAAUGGAGGAAUUUGCUCAUCCUGCCAGCAUCGUCUCUAUUUCGCUCCUUGUAGUUUUGUUUCUUUACUGGUAUGGAACGCGUGGCUUUGCAAACCUCAAGAAGCUAAAUGUUCCUGGUCCCAAACCUCUUCCGUUUAUCGGCAACUUUCUCGAAGCGAGAAAAUACGAGGGGAUGCAACUCAUGCAUCUUGACUACGUGAAAAAGUACGGCAAAGUGUUCGCGAUCUGUUUGGGCGAAAAACCUUCACUGGUCGUUGCAGAUCCGGGGUUACUCAAACAGAUUAUGAUCAAGGAUUUUCCAAACUUCCGCAAUCACUUUGAAUUCAUGAAGCCAACUCCUGCGGUCAGAAGAAACGUUUUCAAUGCAAGAGAUGACACAUGGAAGAGAAUCCGUAACACCCUGACCCCUACAUUUAGUGCUGGGAAGAUGAAAUUGAUGGUGCCGUUGAUCGAGACGUCGUGCGAUACGCUCAUGGAAAAACUUGAGAAAAUUGCUGAUUCAGGUGAGAUUGUAGACAUGCUUGACUGGUUUAGUAAGCUGACGCUCGAAGUCAUUUUGUCGACUGCCUUUGGCGUGGACGCAAAGAUUCAACUGGGUGAGAACACCGAAAUGCUGGAGAGAGCGAAAGCGAUCUUUAAAGUUCCAAACAUUAUUCGACAGAUGGCUCGCCUUCCAUUGGGCAAUUAUUUACUGAGGCUGCUAAUGCAGCUUAAAGGAACUUCUCCGAGCUAUUUCGAAGGCGUUGUCAGAGAGAUCAUCAAGUCCCGUGGCCAGCAGGGGCCCAGUGCACGAAAAGACCUGCUUCAACUUAUGAUGAAUGCUAAUGAUGAAACCACGGUCGAAGGUGUCAGCAGGCUUUCUGAUGAAGAGAUUGUAGCACAAUCUAUUAUCUUCCUAUUAGCUGGAUAUGAAACGUCGAGCAACACGUUGGCAUUUACCCUGUAUUUCCUGGCUGUAAACCCGGAUGUGCAAGACAAGCUGAGGAAAGAGAUUAGCGAGGCCCUCGAGUCUAACGCUAAGAAACCUUUGUACGAUGUCGCCCAGAAUAUCGAGUUCCUCGACUGCGUCAUCAAAGAGGCGCAACGAUUAUGUCCGCCAGCUGCCCAAAUCAACAGAGAAUGUUCUGAAGAUUAUGACCUCAAUGGCAUCCACAUUCCUGCUGGAACGGAGAUAAUCAUUCCAAUAUACGCCAUACACCGUGAUCCAGAUGCCUGGGAGGAGCCGGAAAAGUUUGAUCCGGAGAGGUUCCGUGGACCAUCCAAAGAUGCACGCCAUGCCUUCCAGUUCAUACCAUUCGGUGCAGGGCCAAGGAACUGCAUUGGAAUGAGGUUUGCUCUGUUGGAAAUCAAGGUUGCCCUGGUCAGGAUUCUGGUGAAAUACAAGUUUGUGCAGUCACCCGAGACACGAGUUCCUUUAGUCAUACAUGCUGGUGCUACUUUGUCAGCAAAAGAUGGUGUUAGGGUGGAGUCCGUAAUUUGAGAGUGAACAGCGGUCUCGAACACCUAUUAGAAGUUCUUGUAUACACAAAUAAUUCCACUGAAAAUGUUUAUUACAUAGAUGCGCCUUUGGUUGAUUUAUCUCUUCAUGGAUUAUACGUUAGAGCACUUUGAGCGCUUUUCGAUUGCAGAGCAAAAUUAAGAGAAAAUAAAGCAACUCCGAAUCACUUUCGACCUCGAAUUGAAAAUUGCUCUAACCAUGCUAACGACGAAGCUAUGAUACACAAUUAAAAAGAUUAUGGACUCGAGAAAUUGAAACAAGAAUCAGCUAGUGUAGUAAGCAACACUCUGGCAUAUGGCGAGGAAACAACUCACGGAGAACUGUUGAUUAAUGUUAUGUCGUCUUAUGGAUGAAAAUAACACUCGAACGAAA